GGGGAGUGUUGCGAGAAAGAUUGACUGAAAGCCUCGAGGCCGCCGUGGACCGUUCUCCACUGCCGAAGCCCGCACGAUCAUCGUCCACCAUGUCCGCCAGCAGCACAGAUGAGAGGUCAGCGCUCCUACAAUUCCCAGGCCCUUCACCGUCCGAUCAGCGAGACAUCCAGCCUCUUACAGAUGCGUACAAGCAGUUCUGCCAUCUCGUCGGCAAUCGCCCAACAGAUUAUCCACCUGGCAAGACAUAUUACCCGCCCGAGGAUUCUCUCUACUACCGAGCGGUCCAACAUCGCAGAUCACAAGGAAGGAUGUACGCGCUCACCUCGGCUUUGAUCAACACAAUGCUUCUCACGCAGGUGGUGUUGGGAGCUGCAUUGACGGGAAUGGGAGCGAGCAACUCACCCGGGUGGAUCAUCACUGUCAUUGGAGCAUUGAAUACUAUCAUCGCCGGACUUGUGGCGUUCAUGAAGUCACGCGGACAGCCCAUGCGAGCAAGGAUGUUUCGAGAUGAUUUGGAGCGUGUUGUAGAUGAGAUCCACAGCUCGGCGAUCAUGUGGAGAGGAAUCAGCCAGGGCAUUCAUGGCUACGAUGCCAUCGAUACUGAUGAGUCUGUAACUGUGAGGAGUGAGGUUGCAAGGCUUACGAGGCUUUACGAUCGAGCUGUCAAGACGAACACCAUCAAUGAUCCGGAUUAUUACGGCGGAGCAGGUGUUGGUAGUGAUCCAUCAAAUUCUGGCCUCCGAAGUCGACCUGGACUGCCAGCUCUGCCUGUAGCGCCAGCGCCAGCCACAGCUCCUGUCGUCGAUGGUAAUCCGGCACCGGCUCAUGCUGCAGUCCCCUUGCCAGACCCAGACGAAAGUCCCGCUACGAAAAGACCUCUUCCCUCCAAGAAUGAUACGCCAACGACAGGCGCCGCGAAGCCAACUGAACAGGAACCUCCGAAGGAUGCAGUAGGCGCUCCAGCGACUUUGCCGGAUGGUGACUCGUCCACCGCUGCAGAUCCUCCAGAUCCACGACCUCCCAAUGUAGCACCUGCGCCAGAGAGUGCGCUAGUGGGCGCAGCAGCCAUCACCGAUCCCGACGAGAGUCCAGCUAGCGCGGCAAGACCGCCAGGAGUGGAACGGACCAAGUCGAACAAGCAGACCACCAAAGUUACAAAGGAUCUUUCACGGGACUCAGAGCAGGCUGUGGGCGGAGCGUGGAGUCAUCCUUGUUGA
This is a messenger RNA of Zymoseptoria tritici IPO323, 1217 nucleotides long. RefSeq lists its product as uncharacterized. The record is from RefSeq and is a predicted model, not a curated record. The transcript has 2 exons. Lineage: Eukaryota; Fungi; Ascomycota; Dothideomycetes; Mycosphaerellales; Mycosphaerellaceae. The coding region runs from base 90 to 1217 and encodes 375 amino acids.